Salvia splendens (bonfire salvia) is the source of this 4647-nucleotide messenger RNA. RefSeq lists its product as uncharacterized. The coding region runs from base 443 to 4420 and encodes 1325 amino acids. Gene Ontology annotation, biological process: heterochromatin formation. The transcript has 6 exons. The record is from RefSeq and is a predicted model, not a curated record. Lineage: Eukaryota; Viridiplantae; Streptophyta; Magnoliopsida; Lamiales; Lamiaceae.
GAUUAUCAUUACGAACUUGAGCUUUUUUAUAUGCUCAAAUUCUAUUGAAGUCGCAUCUUUGUGUAUCCUGGAUGAUUCUUUUGCUAUAUGAAACUAAGUUCAGAAUUUUGUAGCGGAUUGCUGUAACCGACUUCGCCCGUUUCUGAAUAACACACGCUCAUAGUGUGCACGAAACGAUACUAAUAUUUUUGUUUCAAGAGUUUUUUUUUGGUUUUCGGCUCUAUUUUUGUCAAAAUUUCUUGUGAGGCUGUGUUUUGGUAUUGGGUUUUGCUGAGUGAAAAUGUUCGAUAUUCAUUUUCACUUGUUCUUUUGCUGUUCCGAUGAUAGCGUGAUGCGAUUUGUUAUUUUUUCUCACUGAAAUCUAAGAUCCGUAUAAGCAAUUUGUUGCUUCCUUUCUACAGAAAUACCAGGAAAGAUAGUCCUUACUCCUUAGCCAUUGUGCAUGUCGACGUCUCAGAAUCUUAAGUUUGGGAUACAGUCUUCGCCUCGUAUCACUACUAAGAAAUCAGAAAGUGUUCAGGAGUAUAUGAAAUCAUCAUGCAUUCCAAGGAGGUGUGAAAGUAGCAGGCCAAAUUUACCCUCAAGUUUAUCUGGUUCCAAGCGGAAUGGGAGGCUUGAUUCGUCUGAGUCGAAUAUGAAUGUUGAGGGAAUGAGGAAGAAGCAUAAGUCCGUAUCGCAGGUGACCAUGGAAGCUGAAAAGUCUAAGGUUCCCUUAGACUCAGUUGUUUCAAAGCCAGCAAAGUUGACUGGCCGUAGUUUCAAGAUUAGAUUCAAAAGAGGGCGCAAAGUGGAAAGUGUAUCAGGCAAAGGAACAUCUAAUGUAGGUGGAGGGAGGUCGCCCAUUCUAUCAUCCAAUCUAAAAAAGCUGAGAAGUAAUGAAGAUCAAGAGAAGCUCCCUUCACAGAAGAGGCUAGCACUGGAGGAUAACAGUGCAGAUAUUGGUAAAACUGUAAAAGAAAUCAAGGAAAAAUGUGGAAAGCGGAUGGAGAAGCUCAUUCAGGAACAGAAGGGGAAAAUUCAGGAGUUCCAUCGUGUUUGGGAGGAUAAUAUGUCAAUAUUGGAAAAGGAUCGUAAACUGGAAGCGGCCAUUAUUCAUUCUAUAUACGGCAAACAAACAAUAACGAUAGACAGGCUUGCGAUCUUGGAUGAUAAAUUUGCGAAAAAAAUGGCAGAGAACAAUCUCAAAAAGGACAAGCAACUUAGAGAUCUUGUGGCAGAACACUUAGCUGCAAAAAACGAGGAGAUCCAAAAGGAAGCUAACUCUCUGUCUGAAGCAAAAUCCCACGUCUCUAGCAAGCCUACAGCAUACCGCAAAGAACAGCCAUUUGGUUCACAACAUGAAGAAGUUUCUAGAUGUUCUAAGUCGAGAACGCAUAUCCUAGGUGCUAAGGAUGCAAUGGCCCUAACUGAGCAGCAUGGACAAAAUAGUGAUUCAAGUAUAACUGUGAAGAGGAAUCAUGUUGAACGAUCCAAAAAUUUUGAUCGUGCUACAGCUAAGGAAGUAGCAUGUAACCCCUCUUAUGGAAAUCUAAGUAGUGCGGCCAUUAUUCUAAAGUUCUUGGAUGAUAAAUCUGCAAAAAGAAUGGCAGAGAAAAAUCUCCAAAAGGACAAGCAACUUAAGGAUCUAGAGGCAGAACAAUCAGCUGCAAGAAAUGAGGAGAUCCAAAAGGAAGCUAACUCUCUGUCUGAAGCAAAAGCCCGCGUCUCUAGCAAGUCUACAGCAUACAGCAAAGAACAACCAUUUGGUUCAAAACAUGAAGAAGUUAAUUCGAGAAUGCAUAUCCUUGGUGCUAAGGAUGCUAUGGCCUUAACUGAGAAGCAUGGACAAAAUAGUGACUCAAGUAGAACUGUGAAGGGAAAUCAUGUUGUGCGAUCCCAAAUUUCUGAUCAUGCUACAGUUGAGGAAGUAGCAUGUAACCCCUUUUAUGAAAAUUCAAGUGGUGAAGCAAAUAGUAGUCAGAAAAAGGAAGGUAGCAUAUCUUACUCAGAUACACGGACGCCGGCUGUUGUUGAGAAGAUUAAUCUACCAAUGCAUUUGGGUGCUGGGGGAAGUAUCCUUGCCAAUCUGGCGACUUCUGGUGAAGGAGUUCCUGGUGAAAUGCAACUGCUUGAGCUGCAUGGAGAGGUUCCAUCUAAGAUGCCUGAAACAGUUGCUUAUGAAACGUUGGAUGAGGAUGCAAUUGAUUUACCUGAUGCAGAGCAGCUUACUCAACCAGUGCAUUUUGGUUGUGCUGAAAAAAUCUUUGUGAAGCCCCCUGAUUCUGGAGAAAGAGCUGCCGUUGACAUGCAAGUGCCCAAUCUGUGUAAAGACAUUCCUACAGAAUGGACUGAAACUGAUGAUGAAAUUGUGGAUAAUGUCAACCCAAUGGAAUUGAGUGCUAAUACUUCUAUUAAUGGAUUUGGUGCGGGGACUGCAAUUAAUUUGCCUGAUGCUUUGCUAAACCAAAGAAAUGAGACUGACAGGACCACCAUUGAUGAUCUUGAUUUGGCUGGAAAGGUACGAAAAGAGCAAGAUGUGGUACCUUCUGAAAUACAAGGCCAUGGUAUAGAGGAAGCAGGAAAGGUAAACUCUUCUCUCUCUGAGAUUGACACUGCAGAACUUGUUGAUACUGCCAGAGAGUCUCUGUCGAAUAUUGAACCACAAGCCAGUGAGGAGCUUGCAAUAGAAACUCAAAGUUCGUCAAGAGCUGAAGCUUCAAUGUUGAAAGUCACCGACACUGUAAUAGCUGAGCAGUCCUCUGCACAAAUACAAGAUCAGAACACCUCAGUUGUUAAAGAUCAAGUUACUUCACUGAUAGAAGCUGCAGACUCAGAGAGAGUUGACGCUGCAGCCCCUGCUCCAUCAGAACUUGUUGGUACUGUAAAGACUUUGGAAUCAUAUAACAAACUCCAAGACAACGCUGAGCUGGAAAUAGAAACUCGAAGUAUGUCAAGGAUUGAAGUUUCAGCCAUAGAGGACAUGAACUAUAAUACAUCACAUAUGCUGUCCAGUAUAGAACAGCAGGAUGAAGAUGCAGUAAUUAUUACCAAUCAGGUUAAUUUGGAGACUGAAGCAUCAAAUUCACUACUACCUGACAAUGCAACCCCUGUGCAAUCCCAUACUGAUGCACCAUCGAUUGAAAGUGAUGUGCAGCUGCAGCUCAUGAAUAUUGAUGCAUCUCCAAGCCGUAACCAGUUGCCGUCCCCUGAACAUGAAAGCCAAAAUCAUAAUCUGGGAAGAAGUUCCUCUGGAGCUGCUGUGACUGAAAUGCUUUCACAUGCAUCCAUGUCUCGAUUAAGGGAAGGUUUGGAACAGCAGAGUAAUAUUCCUGAUGUCAGAGAUGAACAAACAAGUCUUCAGAUAUCUACUUCUGUCCAGAAUAAUGUAGCUACAGAAGUGGUGCCAAGUACCAAUGAAGCCUUACAUGAUGCUGUUCUACAGUUCGGAGGUCUGAUCCAUCUUCCCAUUAAUCAAGUUUCUCCAUCUCUGUUUGCUGAUCCACUUAAAAACGAAUUGGAAAAAAUAAAAAAAGAAACCGAAGAACUGCAGAAAAGUCAUGAUGAACUGAUAAAAGGGCUAAAAUAUGAAUGCGGAAAAGAGAUGCAGGAACUUUUCGAUGCAGUACGAAAGAAAUACCAGCUCAAAAUUCAGGAUACUGAAGCACAAUUUGCACUGAAGAACAAUGGACUUUGUCAGAAGGAGAAGAAAAUUUUGAUGAAUAAGAUAUUGGCUGAUUCCUUCAACGAUAAUUGCUUGAAUAUGUCGUCUACCUGGCCUAUGUUGCUGCAAGGUUUUCCUUCCAGUUCCAUGCAAUAUCAUCAACACUUGGUUAGGCCUGCUGGGGCUUGUGCUCCCAACCAGCAGAUUGCAAGCCCAAUUGGGCAAGCCAUGCCGCAGAUACCAGUACCUGGUUCUACGAGAGUUGGCCCUAUCACUAGCCAACAUUUUGCACCUCCAUUUAUACAACCUACUCCACAUUUUGAAGCUUUGCAAAGACAUGGGACCAUCUUUGGAGUCCAUCCCAUGAGUCUUCCGCGUUUUGGAGGAGAUAUAUAUUCUUCAGCUCAGCAGUUUCAGUCUUCUAUUCUUGGUCCAGCACAAUCCAUGCCCAAUGCUACUUUGAUAUCAUCCUUCCAAAAUCUGCAGCAACCGCAACAGCCUCUAGCAGCUCCACUGUGGCCAUCAAACUUUCACAAUCCUCGACAUCGUGGUUAUCCACCUGCUGUGAUGCAUACAUCUGCAUCAUCACAGUGGCCAUCAAACUUUCACAAUCCUCAACACCGUGGUUAUCCACCUGCUGUGAUGCAUACAUCUGUGUCAUCGUUUGAUUCGCUAAUGGAUGUGGAGCAUCUUCGUCGUCAUCACCAGCUACUUGAUGCUGUGCGGGGCAACCAGAGCUCUUGCACCGGAGCAGCUAAUGCUAUCUGCUUAUCUGAUUAACACUAGCUUUUCUUCUACGAUCAUUUUGGAAGCCUCACCGUCAUAUCCUCACUGGUAAUUUGGUAUAGUUCUACAAAGUCUAACUCAGUCUAUACGCAUAUAUUGCUCACUGCUAAAAGUUGCAUAGCUGUGCAGAAUGUUCCUAUCAUCGUUUUUGCACCAGUGAUGGUGGUUAACCUUACAUAAUCUAAAAGAAUGGAAGAGAAAAAAACCAUUCUUUUCUUUAA